Molecule: messenger RNA, 3530 nt
Organism: Ceratina calcarata
Lineage: Eukaryota; Metazoa; Arthropoda; Insecta; Hymenoptera; Apidae
Gene: ema
Product: C-type lectin domain containing ema
Exons: 14
Coding region: 1-3024 (1007 amino acids)
Biological process (GO): regulation of autophagosome maturation; vacuolar transport; endosomal transport
Cellular component (GO): late endosome; Golgi apparatus
Source: RefSeq, a predicted model, not a curated record
AUGUUUCGAAGCCGAAGCUGGUUUGGUGGAGGGCUUUGGAAACCCAAAAACCCUCACUCUUUAGAGCAUCUCAAGUAUUUAUACCAUAUCCUAUCAAAGAAUCAAACUGUUUCUGAGAAUAAUAGAGGUCUACUGGUAGAGACUCUUCGUUCUAUAGCUGAAAUUUUAAUAUGGGGCGACCAAAAUGAUAGCAGUGUAUUCGAUUUCUUCCUGGAGAAAAAUAUGCUUUCAUUCUUUCUACGUAUAAUGAAACAAAAAUGUGGAAGCUAUGUAUGUGUUCAAUUACUGCAAACCUUGAACAUAUUAUUUGAGAAUAUACGUAACGAAACAUCUUUGUAUUACUUACUUAGUAAUAAUCACGUGAACAGUAUAAUUGUGCACAAAUUUGAUUUUAGCGACGAGGAGGUGAUGGCAUACUAUAUUAGUUUCUUAAAGACAUUAAGCUUGAAGUUGAAUGCACAUACCAUUCAUUUCUUUUAUAACGAGGUAAACGAGCACACCAAUGAUUUUCCAUUGUAUACAGAGGCAAUUAAAUUUUUUAAUCACUCUGAAGGAAUGGUUCGUAUAGCAGUGCGAACGUUGACUUUGAACGUGUAUCGAGUAGAAGACGCCUCCAUGUUAGCGUUUAUACGAGAUCGCACUGCUGCACCCUAUUUCAGCAAUCUUGUAUGGUUUAUUGGUAAUCACAUUAUAGAGCUUGACACUUGCGUUAGAAAUGAUGCUGAUCAUCAGAGUCAAAAUAGAUUAUCAGAUUUAGUCGCAGAGCAUCUGGAUCAUUUACAUUAUUUAAAUGACAUUCUGUGUUUGAAUAUACCGGACUUAAACAAAGUUUUAUCAGAACAUUUGCUUCACAAAUUGUUAGUUCCACUCUAUGUUUAUUCACUUAUGAGACAUAAAAAUCUUCUGUGCCAAAAUCAGGAAGAGAGGAAGCAUGUGAGCAUCGUUGUAGCCUUGUUCUUACUCUCACAAGUAUUUUUAAUAAUCUCUCAUGGCCCCCUUGUACACACGUUGGCGGCAGUAACACUGCUCUCGGAUUUGGAAACAAUACACACUGGGGCGAGUAAACUGCUUGAGAUGUACGGUGACAUCUCGUCAGACAAGCCGAUUGCCUUCUCACCACCGAAAGAGAGUUUAGAAAAAUCUCUUGAAAAUCUGAGCGAAUCGCUGACAAUGUCAGACGACUUUUGUGAAGAAGAAGGUAAUUCGGCAGAACGAAAAAACAGCAAUGAAAUCGGGGGUGAAGAAUUAGAAACUAAUCCUAGCACAUCGUUUGAUACCGCUUUGACGGAUAUGUCUGAAAUCAUGAAUACAGAACAACUAGACUUGAGCAUUCCAGCUGAGGAUUUAGAAGAAAUGAAGCACCUAAACAUUACUGACGAAGAAAAGGAACAAAGAUUAGCGUUGGAAAGUCCCUUGACACCGCAAACGCAAAAAAAUGUGAACGAAUCGUUGUCCAAUAAACCAUUCCUAGAAACUAUAUUAAAUUCUUUGUUUUGUACGGAAAACGAUUAUGCAGCGUUAUUUGCGCUAUGUUUACUGUACGCUUUAGUUAAUAAUCAGGGCAUUGAUCGCAAAACUUUGGACCCAAUUUUAUGCAAUUCACGAAAUGCGACGACAAGUUUAUAUAACGAAAUUUUAAUAGAAAGACUAAUUCAUAUUAUAACAUUAAGUUGUCAAACAAAUGCUAAAGUAAGACUGGUCACAUUGGAAUUGGCAAUUAAAUUGCUAAUACAAUUAGUAAUGUCCGACGGACAAAACAUGUUAAAAGAUUCGCAUUUGGCAGCGAUUGAAGCAGCCAAAGAACAGAGCACAUCGUUAUUGAAAAACUUUUAUAAGAGCGAAGAUAUAUUCCUAGAUAUGUUCGAGGAUGAAUAUAGCGAGAUUCAGAAACGACCUUUAAACGUAGAAUGGUUAAUGAUGGAUAGCAAUAUCUUGUUACCGCCAACGGGAACACCGAUGACGGGAAUUGAAUUUACAAAGCGACUACCGUGUGGCGAAGUCGAAAGGGCACGACGUGCUAUAAGAGUAUUUUUUUUAAUAAGAGACCUGUCCCUGACUCUUAGCGUGGAGCCGGAAACACAGUUGCCGUUAACAAAUCCGGCGAACUGUAUUCAAGUCGAUAAUGUCCUUGACCUAAAUAAUAGCGAUUUAAUCGCGUGCACGGUUGUGUGGAAAGACGGACAAAAGAUCCGCCGUUUUCUAGUCAUCGAUCUAUUUCAACUAAUUCUUGUCGAGCCCGAUACUAGUAAAUUGGGCUGGGGAGUGGCAAAAUUGGUAGGUUUUCUACAGGACAUCGACGUAGCGGGUGAUAAGGAUGACUCCAGGUGCUUGCACUUAACAAUUUACAAGCCUCUGAGUAGCAGCACCGGGAAUCGUGUUCCGUUGCUAUCAACGAAGUUCAUUUUCGAUGAUCAUAUAAGAUGUAUGGCCGCUAAGCAAAGGCUAACAAAAGGUAGAAUAAAAGCACGACAGAAGAAAAUGAAUCAGAUUGCGAGAUUACUCGACAUACCUACCAAUAUGCCUCAUUCCUCAACGCCUCCAAAUUAUGCGUUACGUAGUUUUCGACACGAACGACUUGUUGGACGUGGGCAAAGGCAAAGAGAGCAUCAAUCGCGACCAAUGUUUACGGUUAAUAAAGUCCCUGGAUUCGCAGCACAGAUGCGUAGGGAAAGUGCAACAAGACCUGCUCCGAGUCUAUCGGCGACGAUUACGAAACGUGGCGAUAACAUCACAAAUGAAAAGGGUCAUGAAAACGGUUUACGCUCUCGGGAUAAUUCGCCGAAAAUGCCGAGACCACGGAGCGAAGAAAUUCCACUGGAAGAUAUGCGUCUUCGAAAGGCGUCUUUGACUUCCAAUGGUUUAAGUAUACCACAUAUUUGUCCAGAGGAGAAGGAUGGUCAAGUGUCUGCUUGUUCAACUAAUGGUGAAUCAUCGACUGUGAUCAGAAAACAUUCGGAAGAAACAUCUUUUACCAGUCCGCAAGAAGUAAAGCCACGUAGGAAAGGUCAGGUGGAAACAGUAUGAUCGGGGAAAUAAAUUUGUACGAAAGAAGAACAAAGUCAAAUGGAAUUCUUUUUAGGAAUUAUGGAAAAACGAGAAAGAUUGAAAUUGUAAAUGCAAUAUUCAGUUAGGGAGAUAAAUAUAUGAUUGAUGUGAUAAAGAGAUUUUACUCUAAGUACUUUUUAAACAAUGACUUUGAAAAUUAGGUCCUGUCAUUUUCUUUUUCUUUUAAUAGGGAAGACAACACUUUGAAAUCAAUCUUGUAAAAAAGAACAUGUUAUAUAUCCAGUUAAAGGUAUAGGUAAACUUCGUUUCCUUUUGUUUCUUUACACUAUGUAACAUAAAUAUUUUGUACAUACAUCGAGCCUAGACGCGUAUACACCUAAACUGUAUGUUUUUACUAUUCAAAAAUAAUAAACGACCUUUCACCAGAUACAUGUUCCAUAACUAUGCAACAAAGUCUUGUAUUUAAUUUAUGUAUAUAUUGUUGGAAAUUUCUGUAACACGAAAAAUAAAUACCAACAAUGAGA